UGCUUUCGUUUCCGGCGCAGCGGAUACAAACUCAGGCGGCGAUUGCUCGUUUGGAACGGCGCCUGCCGUCCUCGGUGUUUGACGUCGGGUCUGUUUUUGUCCGUGAAUGAAUGCUAAAAGACGAUCGGCUUCGAUCGUCUGAAUAAAAAUAUGAUCCACGAGCUGCUGCUGGCGCUGAGCGGAUACCCCGGAAGCAUUUUCACAUGGAACAAACGGACAGGCCUGCAGGUGUCCCAGGAUCUUCCCUUCCUUCACCCGAGUGAGACCAGCGUCCUGAACCGGCUCUGCAAACUGGGCUCAGAUUACAUUCGCUUCACAGAGUUCAUUGAGCAGCACACCGGCCACGUUCACCAGCAGGAGCAUCACAGCAGCCAGCCGACCCAGACGGGGCUCCAUGGCAUCUACCUGCGGGCUUUUUGCACGGGGCUGGACUCCAUGCUGCAGCCGUACCGACAGGCCCUGCUGGACCUGGAACAGGAAUUCCUCGGGGAUCCACACCUGACCAUUUCCCAUGUGAAUUACAAGCUGGACCAGUUUCAGCUGCUGUUCCCCUCUGUGGUCGUGGUGGUGGAGACCAUAAAAUCCCAGAAGAUCCACGGCUGUCAGAUCUUGGAGACGGUGUACAAGCACAGCUGUGGGGGGCUUCCUCCGGUACGCAUAGCUCUGGAAAAGAUCCUGGCCGUGUGUCACGGUGUGAUGUACAAGCAGCUGGCGGCGUGGAUGCUGCACGGCCUGCUGCUGGACCAAAGCGAGGAGUUCUUCAUAAAGCAGGGCCCCGGUGCAGGAGGCCCGGCUGCCAACCAGGACGAAGAGGAGGAGGACCUGGGUCUGGGAGGUCUGAGCGGGAAGCAGCUGCGAGAGCUUCAGGACCUGAGGCUGAUCGAGGAGGAGAACAUGCUGGCGCCGUCUCUUCAGCAGUUCUCUCUGCGCACGGAGAUGCUGCCGUCCUACAUCCCCGUCCGGGUGGCCGAGAAGAUCCUGUUCGUGGGCGAGUCCGUUCAGAUGUUCGAGAACCACAACCACAGCCCGUCCAGAGCCGGCUCCAUCCUGAAGCACCAGGAGGACGCCUUCGCCGCCGAGCUGCACCGACUCAAGCAGCAGCCUCUCUUCAGCCUGGUGGACUUUGAGAACCUGAUCGACGGGAUCCGGAGCACGGUGGCAGAGCAUCUGUGGACGCUGAUGGUGGAGGAGGCGGACCUGCUGGGACAGCUGAAGAUCGUUAAGGACUUCUACUUGUUGGGUCGCGGGGAGCUCUACCAGGUUUUUAUUGAUCUGGCUCAACACAUGCUGAAGGCGCCUCCAACGGCCGUCACUGAGCACGACGUUAACGUGGCCUUCCAGCAGGCCGCCCACAAGGUUCUUCUGGACGACGACAACCUGCUGCCUCUGCUGCACCUCACCGUGGACCACCAGGGCAAAGACGGCAAAGAGGCGUCGGGCCCCAGAGAAGGAGCCACCCCUCCCCAGGACUCGUCGCCCCGCGAGGUCCCUCCCACCGGCUGGGCGGCCCUCGGCCUCGCCUACAAAGUCCAGUGGCCGCUGCACAUCCUCUUCACGCCCGCCGUCCUGGAGAAGUACAACGUGGUGUUCAGGUACCUGCUGGGCGUGCGGCGGGUCCAGUCGCAGCUGCAGCACUGCUGGGCUCUGCAGAUGCAGAGGAAGCACCUGAAGUCCAGCCAGUCCGACGCGGUGAAGUGGCGCCUCAGAAACCACAUGGUCUUCCUCAUCGACAACCUGCAGUACUACCUGCAGGUGGACGUCCUGGAGUCCCAGUUCACGCAGCUGCUCCAGCAGAUCAACUCCACCAGGGACUUUGAGAGCAUCCGAUUGGCCCACGAUCACUUCCUCAGCAACCUGCUGGCCCAGUCCUUCAUCCUCCUGAAGCCGGUGUUCCACUGUCUGAAUGAGAUCCUGGAGCUGUGUCAGAGCUUCUGCUCGCUGGUUGGUCAGAGCGUCGCUUCGCUGGACGAUCGAGGAUCGGCUCAGCAGCUCGACCUGCUGGUCAAGGGGUUCCGGCGCCAGUCCUCCAUGCUGUUCAAAAUCCUGUCGAGCGUGAGGAACCAUCAGAUCAACUCGGACCUGGCUCAGCUGCUGCUGCGUCUGGACUACAACAAGUACUACACGCAGGCCGGCGGCACGCUGGGCGGGGUUUAAGAGGAGCUGGGAGCGUUUCUUCAUCUCAGCCUGGACUCAAACGUCUUCACCAGAAACACUGCUGAGGUCUGCUGAACGCCUCCAGAGACGAUCCGAUCAGCAGAAACUCCUCUGGGCUCAUUUCAAGUCUGCACGUCAGCUUUGGCUCAUUUGUGACUUAAAAAUAAGAUGCAAGACUGGAUUAGCUUUACCUCAGACUCUGUCUAGGAAAAUGUUGCCAUCUUGCUGCAUUUCUUGGGUUAAAGGGAAUGUUGCACAUUAAGCAUGACAGGAAAAUCCUGUGGAAGGAGAAAAACCGGUCGCUGUAACCAGAACAAUGAUGGUUUUUAAAAUAUUCUUCUUCUUGAACACCUGAUUUAAAUAAAAGGCUCCUGCAAAAACAACUGAAAAAAGGCCUUAAGUGGACUUCUUAAUGUUUAAUGUAAAGAAAAUCCUAAAGAAGUGCAAAAACAUUGCAUUUAAAUAGCUAAAAUUAGUUCUUCAGGUGUUUCUUCAGUUGUUCUGCAGCACUGAACCUGGUACUGACCCGUUUCCUCUGAUCAGAGCCAACGUUCAUGUUUCUCUUAUAGAGAUUAGGGUGAUGGCUCUGAGGCCUGUACACCAGUGGCAACAUCCAAAAAAACACAUUUACAUUCUCUAAAAGCUUAAUGAUUAGAUUAGAUGGACAAAUCAGGAUGGAGACUGGUGCAGCACAGGAAGUCAUUAACGGCCCACAUGUUGCUUUGUAACGUUAGAAAAGUCAUUUGGAUUGAUGUUAAUAUUUAAAUUGUGUAUUUCAUAAAUAAAUGAAUUUUCAAUUCACAUCUAA
Fundulus heteroclitus (mummichog) is the source of this 2962-nucleotide messenger RNA. RefSeq names its product tubulin, gamma complex associated protein 4 (gene tubgcp4). The record is from RefSeq and is a predicted model, not a curated record. Gene Ontology annotation, biological process: mitotic cell cycle; spindle assembly; cytoplasmic microtubule organization. Lineage: Eukaryota; Metazoa; Chordata; Actinopteri; Cyprinodontiformes; Fundulidae. The transcript has 18 exons. Gene Ontology annotation, molecular function: gamma-tubulin binding; microtubule minus-end binding. Bases 151 to 2154 code for a protein of 667 amino acids. Gene Ontology annotation, cellular component: centrosome; equatorial microtubule organizing center; gamma-tubulin complex.